Messenger RNA from Lycium ferocissimum, 2131 nucleotides. Its product is annotated as ruBisCO large subunit-binding protein subunit alpha. Gene Ontology annotation, biological process: protein refolding. The transcript has 8 exons. The coding region runs from base 119 to 1885 and encodes 588 amino acids. NCBI's taxonomy places the organism in Eukaryota, Viridiplantae, Streptophyta, Magnoliopsida, Solanales, Solanaceae. Gene Ontology annotation, molecular function: ATP-dependent protein folding chaperone; ATP binding. The record is from RefSeq and is a predicted model, not a curated record.
AGUCCCCUCUCUUUGUAUACUUCGCCUAAACUCUUCACACUAUCUUCAUUCCAAAACCCAAUCCUCUUAUCCACAAAAAAAAAGAACAGACUCUUUCCAUAGCAUCUCUAUUUUAGCAAUGGCUUCUGCUAAUGCUAUCUCUACUGCUUCUAUUAUUCCUUCUCCUUCUAAACAGGGGUCUUUGAAGAACAGGAGGGUCAACCAAUUGCAGGGACAGAAAUUCGGAAACAAAGGUGGAAAGAGCCGGUUUGUAGUAAAGGCCUGUGCUAAAGAAAUUGCCUUUGACCAGAAGUCUAGGAGUGCCCUUCAGGCUGGUAUUGACAAGCUUGCUGAUGCCGUCGGUCUUACACUUGGUCCUAGGGGAAGGAAUGUGGUGUUGGAUGAAUAUGGCACCCCUAAGGUGGUUAACGAUGGAGUGACAAUUGCUAGAGCUAUAGAGCUACCUGAUGCUAUGGAAAAUGCUGGGGCCUCUCUCAUCAGGGAGGUUGCAAGCAAAACCAAUGAUUCAGCUGGUGAUGGAACCACAACUGCAUCUGUUCUUGCUCGGGAAAUCAUUAAACUCGGUUUGUUGAGUGUUACAUCUGGUGCAAAUCCAGUGUCUUUGAAGAGGGGCAUUGACAAAACUGUACUGGGUUUGAUUGAAGAGCUAGAAAAGAAGGCUAGACCUGUUAAAGGUCGUGAUGACAUCAAAGCUAUUGCUUCAAUCUCUGCUGGAAACGAUGAAAGUAUUGGCACCAUGAUUGCUGAUGCUAUUGACAAAGUCGGUCCAGAUGGGGUCUUAUCCAUCGAGUCAUCCUCUUCCUUUGAGACGACUGUACAUGUUGAAGAAGGAAUGGAGAUCGAUAGAGGAUAUAUUUCCCCACAAUUUGUCACCAACCCUGAGAAGUUAAUUGCUGAGUUUGAGAAUGCUCGAGUCUUGGUUACGGAUCAGAAGAUCUCAGCUAUCAAGGAUAUUAUUCCCCUAUUAGAAAAGACAACUCAAUUACGUGCUCCUCUCCUCAUUAUUGCGGAGGAUAUCACCGGGGAAGCUCUGGCCACUCUUGUUGUGAACAAGUUGCGGGGUAUCCUGAAUGUUGCUGCCAUCAAAGCUCCUGGAUUUGGUGAAAGGAGAAAGGCUCUUCUGCAAGAUAUUGCCAUUGUGACAGGAGCCGAGUACCAGGCAACUGAUUUGGGCCUGCUCGUUGAGAAUACCCCAGUUGAAGCACUUGGAAUUGCCAGAAAGGUAACCAUUACCAAGGACUCAACCACCAUCAUUGCUGAUGCUGCAUCAAAGGACGAGAUACAGUCUAGGAUUGCUCAGCUUAAAAAGGAGCUGUCCGAGACCGACUCGGUGUACGACUCUGAGAAACUUGCUGAGAGAAUUGCCAAGCUCUCUGGAGGUGUUGCCGUCAUAAAGGUUGGAGCUGCAACAGAGGCUGAGCUUGAGGACCGCAAGCUUCGUAUUGAAGAUGCAAAAAAUGCAACCUUUGCUGCAAUUGAAGAGGGAAUUGUACCUGGUGGUGGCGCUGCUUUUGUUCAUUUGUCAACUUGUGUCCCUGCCAUUAAGGACAAGCUUGAGGAUGCAGAUGAAAAGUUGGGCGCUGACAUCGUUCAGAAGGCAUUAGUAGCCCCUGCAUCUUUGAUAGCACAAAAUGCUGGAAUUGAAGGGGAAGUAGUUGUGGAGAAGGUUAAGGAAGCUGAAUGGGAGAUGGGAUACAACGCGAUGACAGACAAAUAUGAGAAUCUCGUGGAAAAUGGAGUCAUUGAUCCCGCCAAAGUGACAAGAUGUGCAUUGCAGAAUUCAGCAUCAGUUGCAGGAAUGGUACUGACCACACAAGCCAUAGUGGUUGACAAGCCAAAGCCUAAAACCGCCGCACCUGCUGCUCCACAAGGGCUUACAGUGUGAUCACAAUAUAACGAACUUUGCUAGGAAAUUUUGUUGGUGUUGAGAUGAACAUUGACGUGUACGGGGCUGGCUUGUUCGGGAGAAAGGUUAGCAUAGAAGUAGAUGAGUGCAUUAUUAUUUUUAGCUGGCUUUUUCUGAAAGAGAACUUGUAUUAAAUGAAUAAUAUUGCUGCUCUUUACAUAAAGGCGAACGUCUAUCCUCUGGAAAGGGAUAAAAGCUUUAGUUAUUGAAGUUCAUUUUCUUAAA